Molecule: messenger RNA, 588 nt
Organism: Sphenostylis stenocarpa
Lineage: Eukaryota; Viridiplantae; Streptophyta; Magnoliopsida; Fabales; Fabaceae
Source: the annotation of a GenBank genome assembly
AUGCUGCGGAUCAAGCUAGAAGAGGAUGGCAUUAUUGAAACAUUUUCCAUCCGAGGUGAUUGUGACUUCAGAGGAGUUUUGAAUGGAGUCCUGACCCCUGAGAUCUUUUCUGGAGGAAUUGAGCAACACAUUGCAGCCACCGCCACCGAAAUACUUAAUGCAGACAUCCAAAUAUAUGGGGAACUUUGCACCCACUACAAUGCCCAUUAUUUCAAAUCUCAUCCUUUGAGUCCCUCUGUGCUUUAUAUUUCAGUUGCCAUCAUUCACCACACUGAAGAGGUUGACCUUCUAACCUUGUCAACUUUCUAUCACCCACAUGAUUCUGUGACAUUCUCUAAUAUAAUACUCUUUUCUACACAACCACAAUAUCUGAAGACUAUAAGGCAGAAGACAACGGAGAGAGAAACCAAAGAUGGAUGUAGAAGUGGAGAAAAAGUUAUCACUUUCUCAAGAAAAAUGCAGAAAGGUUCAAUCUGCAAUAUGGUUGUUGGUGCUGGUUGUGUUUGUGGGUUGGAUUUUCUUAUGGAUAAUGACGCCCACAAACACUUACCAGCAAAUAUGGCAGCAUCGGCUUCAAGCAAAGACUAA